Molecule: messenger RNA, 1918 nt
Organism: Orbicella faveolata
Lineage: Eukaryota; Metazoa; Cnidaria; Anthozoa; Scleractinia; Merulinidae
Product: ras-related protein Rab-30-like
Molecular function (GO): GTPase activity; GTP binding
Source: RefSeq, a predicted model, not a curated record
AACAUUCGAGAAGUAUUUUUCAGUCUGGACUUCCAGGUAGACACACGGUCGAUUCGAAUAUCGCGGUUGAUUUUAACACUUCAAGGCUUCCUUUUCUGUUAAUGACAUAUUUAAGUCCACGGUUGGUCCAGUUGAUGGGAAAUUUAGCCAUCUUGCGUCAGGAAUCCGUGAUGAGCGCGCAAAGCUGCGCGUGACAUGACGUCGGACCGCAGACUUCGACUCAAUUCGGGCAAGUUUCCUCCAUUGGCUCUCCACUUACCUAUUAUAUAGAAUCAAUACUACCAUGUUUUACGACAAAGUAGACGAAGACGGCGAACGUGAGACUCCGGAGCAAGUAUUUAAGAUCAUAAUAAUCGGCGACAGUGGCGUGGGAAAGACUUGCCUUGCUCAUAGAUUUGCGACCGGAAAAUUCCCGGAGAGAACAGAGGCUACAAUUGGAGUUGAUUUCUGGGAAAGAAAACUCGAGUUGGAUGGUGCAAACAUCCGGCUACAAAUCUGGGAUACAGCUGGUCAAGAGAGAUUUCGUAAAAGCAUGGUGGUUCAUUAUUAUAGGAAUGUGAGUGCUGUAAUCUUCAUGUAUGACAUCACGAGAGAGGGUUCAUUCAAGGCAUUGGCAACAUGGCUUGAUGAAUAUGACCACUACGGUCUGACUGAUUGUGAGGGAGAAGUCCCAAAACUUAUGAUUGGGAACAAGUGUGACCUCAUUCAUGAGAGAAUAGUUAGCUCAAAUCAAGCAAGAAAAUUUGCAGACCUCCACAGCAUGCCCAUGUGGGAAAUUUCAACCAAAAAUGAUGAAGAACUGGAGACAAUUGAAUCCAUUUUUCUAACACUCUCUCACAAACUUGUACGGUCAAAAAGUUUUAUGGAUAGACUUCCACGUUACACGUCUCUGGAGUCAUCAGUCGAAAGCACCAAAUCAAGAACUAAAUCAGGGAAAUUUAGAAAUUCACAGAAGAAAAUUAAACUCAAGAAUGAAACUGGACAUCAGAAGAAGAAUUGUUGCGAAUCCUCGCUUCCUACCCGCCUUGCGCUUAGGGUGAAAAAGGAAAGCGAAGCUCACAAAUUUUCGUUGUGUUGGAUUUUUACAAACUUUGCCCGUGAAAUGGAAGACUACAGCUACCUGUUUAAAAUAAUCUUGAUUGGCGAUGCCAACGUUGGAAAAACAUGUCUGGUUAAAAGAUUUACGAAGGGAUUCUUUGCUCCAUCGCAAGGUCCAACGAUCGGUGUGGAUUUUACGAUACGAACCGUGGAAGUCGACGGAGAAAAAGUUAAGCUACAAGUUUGGGACACAGCUGGUCAAGAACGUUUCCGCUCAGUUACCCACAGUUAUUAUCAUAAUGCAGAUGGUGUCAUUAUAACUUAUGACAUCACCAAUAGGAAAUCGUUUGAAAACCUGCAACAACAUUGGCUUGAUGACGUCCACAGAUUCACAAGCAAGAAGGUACUGAUGUUCAUUGUAGGGAAUAAAAAUGACCUUUCCCACCAGAGGGAAGUGGAUUUCAGGAGUGCACAAAUGAUUGCCGAGAAUGAAGAUGGCACGGCUAUGGAAACGUCUGCAAAAGAGGCAGACAACGUGGAGAACUUGUUUAUGAGCAUGGCAACUAAAUUGAAGAGAAACAUAAAAAGCAAGGAAACUGCAGAAACAAAAGACAUUGCUGCUGAUGGCAAUCCUACUGGCAUUACCCUUGGGGGGCAUAACAUUUGUGCCCGGGGGCCACUGUCCUGUUGCAGAGUAUAGAGACAUCAAACUUAUUUAUCAGUUUUCCACAGAUACAGAUGCAUCAUCUACAUUGUAAUGUACAAAACAAUUUUAGUAUGGGACUUAAUGUACAGCUCAAUGAAGGAGAAAGAUCUUGUAAAUAUUGUAUAUAAAAUUAGUUGGUUUUAAACAUAAUUUUUAUAUUUUUAAUUAAAAUAU